CCUUGUCUUUUCUCUUUUGAUUUAUAGCUUUGGUCUCUAAUAAAUUGGGGCUUUGUUUAAUUUGAAUCAUACAUGUAUAUAUUUUAAAUGCUGCCCUUAGCAUGUGAAUUAUGAACAUAUAAAAUGUUAAACGAACUAGUUUUAUGCUGUACUAAGCGUCAAAGAAUUGCAGGAUGCAAGCUGGAUGAACAAUUAAAAUAUGUUCUAAUGUGUUAUCAUGUCGAAGGGAUUAAUUAACAAGGUUGUGACAUGGAAAUGUUUCCCAGUGUGGAUCCAGCUUGCUUUUUAAGUCAUCACUAUCAGACAACAUAUAUCCUUAAAAAGUCAAGUAGCCCCUGUCAAGCCACCCAAGUAAUAGUUAGUCAUUUAAACAGUUUCCAUUAUUGUUCUUUUUGGUUGCAGGAGACCUUCAGAAAUCAGCUUGGAAUUAUACUGUCAAGUCUGCAACAACCUCAGAGAGCACUGCAGGUAGAUGUAGAAUAGGAGGAAUCCAUGGGGAAGUCCAGCAAAAUUAUCAAGAGUCUGAUUCUGGGUGCAAAAGCCUUCUCCAAAGACCGAUCAGGGGUCAAAAAAGAGCAAUUUUGUACACAGAGCAAGAUAAAGAAUCAACUUGAUGUGGACAAAGCAUUUUCUUGUGGGUAUGAUCCCGACGAUGAUACCGAAGACGGGCAGGAUUCGAAGAGCAAUGAGCAUACAGAUCAAGGCAUUCCCGAAAGUGGGUUGCUACCUGUGGUUGUGAAUGCUGCUCUACAUUCUGAAACCACUGUAGCAAAACCCACCCAUGAAGACUCGGAAAUUGGGUUAUCAGAUACGGUUGUAAGACCUGACAAUUUUAAAGAGCUAGCUGAGGAACAAGACUCUAUUUCCAGAACGAAAGAAGAAUUUUCAAUUGAAGAGAAUGCAGCCAUUGUCAUCCAAGCUGCUUUCAGGGGCUUUCUGGGUCGACGUGCUUUUAGAGCUAUCAAAGCUUCUCUGAGGUUUCAAGAUCUAGCAGAAGGGCAGAUUGUAAAGCAACAAAAAAUCAUGGAUUCAAGGAGCAUGCAAGCUCUUAUAAAAGUGCAAGCUCAUGUUCGUGCAAGGCAAGUGCAGAUGUCUGAGGAAGGCCAAGCUGUUCAACAACACAUUCAGCAGAAACGUCAAUUGCAUAUAUAUGGUGCGAAAUCCCAGGAAGACUGGGACCACAGCCUAGCUACAUUAGAUGAAUUACAGGCAAAACUUCAGAAUAAGCAGGAUGCAGCCAUAAGGCGUGAGAAGGCUUUAGCAUAUGCUUCUUUGCAGCAGUUAAGAAUAUGUGGGCAAAGAAAGAAUCAACAAGUUGUGGGUCCUGAUUGUGUUCAUCCAGAUCAGCAUCAUCAUUUGGGCUGGACAUGGUUGGAAAGAUGGAUGGCUACUCGUCCUUCUGAUAAUACAGAGCUUGAAAAAGACAUAAAGAAGAACCACCAUAAUAACUAUCUGGAUGACAACAAGCCGGACACAUUGACAGCACCUCAAUAUGGAAAAAUCAAGAGGAAUAAGAAGAAGACAAUUGACAAACAGACAAUCCUAUCUCCAAACAGACCUAUUCCCUAUAAUAAUCCCAUCACCAUGAAAAGCCCGUCUCCGUCUCCAGCCAAAAGCAGUCACUCAAGAACACUUUCUAAACCAUCAGGUACUUCAGGCCAAGAAUCUUCUGUGCAUAACACUGUGGAUAAAGAGACUGGUUCUAGUCAUCUGAAGGAUCCCAGUAAAUUGCUUUUAAAUGGAGAUGAAAAUAAUAAAGAUCAUGUUAAUGAUGCAGAGGAAAGUUGUGGUUCCAAUGUUAUUUGCAGCAGUCCUGAGAUCAAAGCCAAAGCUGAUGGUAGUAUUAAGAUUAGCAGCCAUGAUCCUAAACUCAGGCAUAAAUCUUCUACUCAAAAUGGGCCUACAAAACUUCGGAAUCCCAAUUACAUGUCAACAACACAAUCAUCUAAGGCAAAAGUUCAUCAUUCUAGUGACCCCACCAAGUUAAACCAACAAUCCAUGACAUCUAAAUCUACACCUGCCCUUGUUUCACUUCAAUUUUGAGCAUCUGAACUGGAUAUUUUAUAGUGUCAUUCAUUUAGGAAUACAUACAUUACAAUCAUGGGAAAAGACCAGGAAUUAUUUGAAAACUUUUCACAUGUACAUGGCUAAACUUAGACGACAAACUACUCUGACUAAUAUUUUGUUUUCUUUUCCAAGAAGAAUCUUAUAUAGUCCUGUCGUAUUGUUUCUUCACCUUCGGUUUGAAAUCUAGUCGAUGUUCCUAGAAUUUGAACAGGAAACUGUAAAUAUUAUAAGCAGCUAUUGAAUCUAAGAUAAAAUUACACA
This is a messenger RNA of Cryptomeria japonica (Japanese cedar), 2328 nucleotides long. Its product is annotated as protein IQ-DOMAIN 2-like. The coding region runs from base 493 to 2043 and encodes 516 amino acids. The transcript is spliced from 6 exons. The record is from RefSeq and is a predicted model, not a curated record. Lineage: Eukaryota; Viridiplantae; Streptophyta; Pinopsida; Cupressales; Cupressaceae. Gene Ontology annotation, molecular function: protein binding.